CAACUCUCAAUUUGUACAUUUAAAAGGAUACAGCUACCAAGAAAGUGAGAAAGAGAGAGAGAGAAGCAAAAGAGAAAGCACUCCUGCCAAAAGCAAGCUUUGGAAUGAUGAAAAUGAAGAUUCUAUCAGCUCUUGUUUUGCUGAGCAUGCUGCUUGGUACUAACAUGAUGCCUUUCAGUCGACUUUCUUGUUACAAGAAAGUGCUAAAAGAUCGCAACUGUCACAGCAUCCCAGAAGGCGUGGCCAGUCUUCAAGGCAUUGAUGGAAAUCUUCAAGACCACUUCUGGGAAGGGAAAAGCUGUGAGGUGAUCUGUUACUGCAAUUUUAGUGAAUUGCUCUGCUGCCCAAAAGAUAUUUUCUUUGGACCAAAGAUCUCUUUUUUGAUCCCUUGCAACAAUCAAUUAUGAGCAUCACGUGUACCAGUGAGAAGACACACACAGGACUUCACAACAGGAGAUAAACAAUGUUGUCAUAGAAAAUCUAUUCCUUUCUACAGCAUUAGAGUGCAGAGCCUUGCUAUACCAAGUAGUAUAUGUUUCCUUUUCUGUAUAUAGAAGGAACCAUGGUUUGAAGCUUUAAUGGUAAAGCUCUCCUUUCUAACUUGGUAGCUACAUUAGCUUUCAUUAGAAGGAUUUAAGAAGGGUUCAGUAAAACCUCCUUAAUUCAUUGUGCAACCCAGACAGUCUCAAAAAAUCUGCUGUUGUCAUUCCACCUCUCAAAGAUCUAGGGUCAAAUUCUCAACUGCUAUAAGGCAGUAUAGCACCUCACUACACUGUUUUACACUCAUUGAAGCCCUUAGCAGCAGUUCACUGUACUGCAGUUUCACAUCAAUAAGUCUUCAUCACUUUAACAAAAAGUAACAUUGAAAUCGGUGGGAGCUGCUGUGCAUUCAGCACUUUUGAAAAUCAGGUCACUUAUUUAGGUGCCUAAAUAAGGUUUGAGGAUCCUAACUUUUACAUCUAUUUUUGAAAAUCUUGGUCUAAAAAGCUUGUUAAUCCCCCUGAGGUCAAUAGCAAGACUCUCACUAGCUGCCAUGGAAACAAAAUUGAACUCUAAAUUCGCAAAAUAGUUAUCCAUAAUAGGCCCUUAUUUAAACUCCUCUUUGCACUUUUGGUGUUUAGUACACAGCUGCUAUAAUGUAUAUAUUCAGUAAAACAGCUACUGGUGAUGAUCCUCAUUCAAAUACUUUGGAAGACAACAGGCCCUGAAUCAGGCCUCGUUUGAACUAUAGCGCAACUCAAUAGUAACUUAAAAUGCUAGUUCCCUAUCUUUA
This is a messenger RNA of Gopherus evgoodei (Goodes thornscrub tortoise), 1273 nucleotides long. It is a transcript of the gene SCRG1, whose product is annotated as stimulator of chondrogenesis 1. NCBI's taxonomy places the organism in Eukaryota, Metazoa, Chordata, Testudines, Testudinidae. The record is from RefSeq and is a predicted model, not a curated record. The transcript is spliced from 3 exons. Bases 105 to 407 code for a protein of 100 amino acids.